This is a messenger RNA of Lipotes vexillifer (Yangtze River dolphin), 240 nucleotides long. It is a transcript of the gene TREX2, whose product is annotated as three prime repair exonuclease 2. Gene Ontology annotation, cellular component: cytoplasm. Lineage: Eukaryota; Metazoa; Chordata; Mammalia; Artiodactyla; Lipotidae. Gene Ontology annotation, biological process: DNA catabolic process. The transcript has a single exon. Gene Ontology annotation, molecular function: nucleic acid binding; 3'-5'-DNA exonuclease activity. The record is from RefSeq and is a predicted model, not a curated record. Bases 4 to 240 code for a protein of 78 amino acids.
ACCAUGUCCAAGGGACCCCAGGCUGAGGCCUUCGUCUUCUUGGACCUGGAAGCCACCGGGCUCCCCAGUGUGGACCGCAAGAUCGCCGAGAUCUCCCUGUUUGCCGUCCACCGCUCCUCGCUGGAGAGCCCAAAGCGCGAUGAGCCUGACGCCCCGGUGCUGCCCCAGGUCCCGGACGAGCUCAUGCUCUGCAUGAGCCCGGAGCGCCCGUUCACUGCCAAGGCCAGCGAGAUCACCUGA